UUGCUCUGCCAUGGCCGACUCCGGCGACAACGUGCCGGUAAACGCGAGCGCGCGAGGAGGGACCGCCUGUCGUUCUGAGUCCAACAAUCGAGCACGGGCCAACCCUAUUUUCUCCCAGAUCUGCUUACUUUGUACGCCACCAUCGCCCACUCCGGCCUCAGCUCCUCGAGCAAGUUGCCAUGUCUGCUGCCACGCUGAGGGAGCAGCUUAACGCCCUCCUUAGAGCAGAUCUAGGUGGCCAGGGCCAAGAGCUGCAGGACCGAGUGGCCAUGGUGGCCGGGCGAGAGUCUAAGGAGGAACUCAUGCGGGUGCGCUAGGAGAUCGUCGAGUUCCACAACGAGAGGGUGCUACUUGAGAACUACAACGCCCUCAACUACACAGGUCUGCCCCACAUCUAGCUACACGUGCUACUCCAGAGAGAAAUCUGUCAUAGCCAGGGAGGAUCUGCUUGGUCAGAGUAAAAAGGCAGAUGACAUGAGCAGAGUUGCUGGGUUAGAUAACCAAGGAAUUGUUGGCCUUCAGAGGCAAAUUAUGAAAGAUAUUGGUUUAUUGUGGUUUGCUCAGUAGUGUUUGCUCGAUGGACCUUACUAAAAUGGUGCGAUUAACUGUUUGCAUGGGGUCAUGUAGCACUAUUUCUUCACAUCAUUUCCAUUUGCAUUUCAGAUUUGGUUGGUACAGAUCUAGGUUUCUUGGAAAUGAUAGUAGUGGGAGCAAGGACCAUUUCAUAGUGCUUUAUUUAUUUGAGUUGUGUAUCAACAUUUUAUAGAGCAAGAUUUGUCGAUGUGCUUUAAGGAAGAUAGUUCUGGGAGAAUUUUCUUUGGAGACCAAGGAGUGCCCUCUCAACAGUCUACACUGUUUGUUCCUCUAUAUGGCAAACUUCAAACUUAUGCUGUUAAUGUCGACAAAUCUUGUAUUGGACAUAAAUGUCUUGAGGGUACUAGCUUCAAGGCUUUAGUCGAUAGUGGAACAUCAUUUACUUCUCUUCCUCUCGACGUUUACAAGGCUUUCACAAUGGAGUUUGACAAACAAAUGAAUGCUACAAGGGUGCCUUAUGAAGACACUACCUGGAAAUAUUGCUACAGUGCUAGUCCUCUUGAGAUGCCUGAUGUGCCAACCAUAACCCUGACAUUUGCUGCGAACAAGAGCUUGCAAGCUGUUAAUCCUAUCUUGCCAUUUAAUGACUGA
Zea mays is the source of this 1185-nucleotide messenger RNA. Its product is annotated as aspartic proteinase-like protein 1. Gene Ontology annotation, biological process: proteolysis. The coding region runs from base 781 to 1185 and encodes 134 amino acids. The transcript is spliced from 7 exons. Gene Ontology annotation, molecular function: aspartic-type endopeptidase activity. The record is from RefSeq and is a predicted model, not a curated record. NCBI's taxonomy places the organism in Eukaryota, Viridiplantae, Streptophyta, Magnoliopsida, Poales, Poaceae.